This is a messenger RNA of Scatophagus argus, 1430 nucleotides long. RefSeq names its product ADP-ribosylation factor-like 14 effector protein (gene arl14ep). The record is from RefSeq and is a predicted model, not a curated record. Gene Ontology annotation, cellular component: intracellular membrane-bounded organelle. The coding region runs from base 214 to 879 and encodes 221 amino acids. The transcript has 5 exons. NCBI's taxonomy places the organism in Eukaryota, Metazoa, Chordata, Actinopteri, Scatophagidae.
ACCCACAGGACAAUGAGGAAAGAUGAUCUAUAAAAUUAUGAUGGCUACUGAGCCGCCGCUAGAGGGCAGACUCGCCCAGGCCAAAACAGGAAGUUCAACCGGACAUUGCAUUUUACUCCACCGAAGAAGAAGCCGGACGAAAACAAUUACAAACUGUUUUGUGCGGCACUUUCCUACAUUGUUGUCUAAUAUUAUUUCAGCAAACAAGACACCAUGCCCGUCAUCUGUGCGGCAAUAGGGUGCAACAACAAGUUUAUUAAAGGGUCGGAAAUAAGAUUUUACAGGUUCCCGCUCAGCAAGCCUCAACUUGCCAGCAAAUGGGUGCACAGCCUGGGGAUGAAAAACUUCAUCCCAACUGCCAACACCUGCCUCUGCUCGGAGCAUUUCCGGACCGACUGCUUCAGGGACUACAAUGGCAAACAGUUUCUGAGGGAGGAUGCAGUGCCCACCCUCUUCACCCAUGGACAAGACUCAUCAAAGAUUGAACUUCGUAAAAGAGGGGUGGUGCCAAAAGAGACAAACAUGGUGAAUAAAGUGGCAACACAAGCAGACCAAGACAGAGCGAGAGACGCCACGAGCAUACGCAGAGACAAAAGAGGAGGAUUAAGGGGUGGACGAGGAGGCCGAGGAGGAAAACAAAUACCUGACAGACAGAUGAUGGGAGCCAAGAACAGAGUGUACGACAGCAAAGGCCGACUGCUCUCCAACGGCAAGGACAUGUGUGACUGUCUGGAUGUGGACUGCAUGGGCUGCUUCUACCCCUGCCCCGACUGCGGCUCACGCAAGUGCGGAGUGGAGUGCCGCUGCGACAGGAAGUGGCUUUACGAGCAGGUGGAGGUGGAGGGCGGAGAGAUCAUCCGGAACAAGUUUGCCCUUUAGUUAGCAGCGACUCUUGGGGCUUUAAACGCUUGCUCUUGGGGGAUCAAAACGUCCUCCUUCCUGAAAUUCAGCUUCAAAAUCAGUCUUGCUGGACCAUUCAAGACUUUGAUGGUUGUUAACUCUUGUUGACUGAUAAUUAUGAGCUGUUGGACAGCUACUGCCAAUGGUAGAAAACUGUGGAGAGUAAAAGUGUUCUGCUGAAUGUGAAACCCAGAAUUCUACCUUUUCCCAUCAAGUUGUUUCAUUUUGUGUAGUUUAAUAUAUUUAGACAUUUUUUACUUUUGCUUGGAUUAUUUACAGAAGAGAAAUAAAAAAUCAUGACAUCUGAAACUGAAUGCUGACAUCAGGACUCGAAACAUUAAGGGUUUCACAGAACUGUAUAAUUUGUAGUUCAGCUGGUUUAAUCCUGUGACAUUUCUGAAUGAGAGAAAGAUGUGUAUGUACAUAAUGUUUGUUUUGAUUGGAAAAACUGAAAGACUUGUCAAAUCUCUGACCAUGUUUUACAGGAGAGGGAGAACAACUCUGAAAUAUAACAGCUAAUCUAAGACAGA